This is a messenger RNA of Asparagus officinalis (garden asparagus), 1021 nucleotides long. Its product is annotated as centromere protein V. The coding region runs from base 295 to 729 and encodes 144 amino acids. Gene Ontology annotation, molecular function: carbon-sulfur lyase activity. The transcript is spliced from 2 exons. The record is from RefSeq and is a predicted model, not a curated record. Lineage: Eukaryota; Viridiplantae; Streptophyta; Magnoliopsida; Asparagales; Asparagaceae.
AUCGAGCUUUUGUUUGGCAGCAGCAAAAUGAAAAUAAGUGACAGUGACCGAAUUUUUUUUUUUUUUUUGUUUUUUUGUUUGGGGGGAUAGAUAAAUAGUUCUAACUUUCCGUGGGGCUACAAGAAGUCAAAGGACCUCGUAAAAAUUUUUACAAGGAAGGGGGUCUAACUGCAGUUUACCAUUUCUUGAAGCUAAAAGGGAUCAAUCAUAAAUCUAGGGUUUCUAAGCUCGGAGACGCGGUGAAUCGAAGUGAAGUAAUUGCGCAAAGAGCCAAGCUUUUAUUUACGGUUAAGGAUGAGCGAGGAAAUUGUAACCCAUAAGGGUAGAUGUCACUGUGGGCUAGUUCGGUGGCAAGCCGAGGCGUCAUCAAGUGUAGUUGCAUGGAGCUGCAACUGUUCCGACUGUUCCAUGAGAGGCAACAUCCACUUCAUAGUCCCAUCCGGCAAAUUUAAGCUUUUGGGAAACUCUGAGCAAUUUAUCACCACGUACACAUUUGGGACUCACACCGCAAAGCAUACUUUCUGCAAGGUAUGUGGCAUAACUUCUUUCUACAUACCGAGGUCAAAUCCCGAUGGAGUUGCUGUUACAGUUAGGUGUGUGGAGCCUGGUACGCUUAAACACGUUGAAAUUAGAUACUUUGAUGGUAAAAACUGGGAGAGUGUUUAUGAAAAAAGUUCCAUAUCAUCAUUUUCUAAAUCAGACAGUGGGAGCCUGCAACAAGGAUCGUAACUGAAUAGGAAUUUUCCCAAGUAUUGAUAAUGUUAUAUCUUCUGGUGUUGAUUUGUUGAUCAUGGAUCGCUUUCAUAAUGUCUAGUGUUUUGGAAAUUAUCAAGGAUAUUUUGACUGAAAGUCCAUCUGAACAUCUUUCAAGAAUUUGUGUUAGUCAUUUGGAUCCCUGGGCAAGUUCUGUUGGCCAUUGAUGCUUGGAACUAUCUCUUGUGUGUAAUUGUUAUGUUCAGGCAUAAGUCAGGUUUACCCAGAACUUCUCACAGGUCCUGGGACAGACAGGCCGGUUCAUUUU